AUGCGGCUGCUGACGCACAAUUUCCUUUGCUGCCUCGAGUGCCAGUCUUUUCCACUGCAGCUUCGUGACGUGGAGGCGGAGGUGCAGCCCUGUGAAUUUGACUCUGCCUUUAUUCGGCUGAUGUUGGCCCGCAUGGACUAUGGUUUCAUUGUAGAAGCGUUUAACGCCGUGAAGGAGCAACAGCAGCAUCUGCUAGGGUCCGCAAGGCGUCCACCGGAGACCUUGGAAGAUGUUGACCUCUCCGAACAAUCAGAGGAUCUCAAGGCGAUUCAUCACAUCGUGCAGGAGGUGGCAGUGCGCCAAGGCAGGCUUGUGUGCCCACAGUGUCAGCGGGAAUACCCGAUUCGAGAUUUCAUUCCAGACAUGGUACUCGAAGGGAAAUAA
This is a messenger RNA of Trypanosoma conorhini, 384 nucleotides long. RefSeq names its product multifunctional methyltransferase subunit TRM112. Bases 1 to 384 code for a protein of 127 amino acids. Gene Ontology annotation, biological process: tRNA methylation; peptidyl-glutamine methylation; rRNA (guanine-N7)-methylation. The record is from RefSeq and is a predicted model, not a curated record. Gene Ontology annotation, molecular function: protein heterodimerization activity. The transcript has a single exon. Lineage: Eukaryota; Euglenozoa; Kinetoplastea; Trypanosomatida; Trypanosomatidae.